Arachis stenosperma is the source of this 387-nucleotide messenger RNA. RefSeq lists its product as uncharacterized. Lineage: Eukaryota; Viridiplantae; Streptophyta; Magnoliopsida; Fabales; Fabaceae. Gene Ontology annotation, molecular function: nucleic acid binding. The coding region runs from base 1 to 387 and encodes 128 amino acids. The transcript has a single exon. The record is from RefSeq and is a predicted model, not a curated record. Gene Ontology annotation, biological process: DNA integration.
AUGAUAUCGGACAACGGAACACAGUUUGUGGACAAGAAAAUUAGGGAGUUCCUCGUGGGCCUAAGGAUAAAACAAAGGUUCUCAUCGGUAGAACACCCCCAGACCAACAGCCAAGUCGAAGCUGCGAACAAAGUCAUCCUCAAAGGCCUGAAAAAGCGACUCGACCAGCGGAAAGGAGUGUGGGUAGACGAACUAGCAUCAGUCAUGUGGUCGUGUAGAACAACACCUCAGUCUUCCACCGGAAAAACACCUUUCCGACUCACCUACGGGGUUGACGCAGUAAUCCCUGCAGAUAUCGGAGAGCCAAGUCCACGGCUACACCUGGGUGGCAUAGAAGAGGCCGUGGAAAAGGACAUGGUCUAUGAAACCAAAGAAAUGGCACACUAG